UUUUCUAACUUUGACAGUUGGGCCGAUGUUUUGGGCGAACGCUCGUGUAUUAGCAAAAUAAACAGAAAUGGCUUUAGACUUUUCAGCCACAUAUAAGCUUCUAGUCUUAGGGGAUUCUAAUGUAGGCAAGACUUGUAUUGUGCACAGAUAUUGUGACGAGAGAUACUACGAUAUUUACAUAUCCACGAUAGGUAUAGAUUUCAAACAAAAGAUUAUAAAUUUGGACGGGGUGCCCAUAAAGCUUCAGAUAUGGGACACUGCCGGACAGGAGAGAUUCCGGACGUUGACCACAGCCUACUAUCGGGGCGCCAUGGGCAUAAUACUCAUGUAUGACGUCACCAAUCUUGAAUCAUUUAACCAUUUAUCGUAUUGGCUGAGGAAUAUUCAAGAGUAUGCUUCGCCGGAUGUUAUAAAAGUGUUAGUUGGCAACAAAUGCGACGUGCACGAAAACCAUCGAGCAGUACCCAAAGAACGGGGUCAAAAGAUUGCUGACGAUUUCGACAUGCCGUUCUUCGAGGUCUCCUGUAAGAAUGACAUCAAUAUUGAGGAAGCGUUUUUGACUUUAGCAAGAAAAAUUAGGGAAUAUAGAGACAACAAGGCGGAUGCCUUCGAGCUGAAGGAAAGAGACAGUGUGAUAAAACCAUCAGAUUCCGAGACAGACGUAUCAAAAUGUUCUUGUUAAUCUAGUUUAAAUACAUAUUUCUUUAAAAGAACUGCAAAUUGCAGCGACCAAGUUCAAGAUACUAUUCUACGAUAUUCUAAGGCCCACUUGCACCAUCCCACUAACCCGGGGUUAACGGUUUAACCGGUUAACCUAGGAUUAGUGGGAUGGUGCAAGUAGCGCUUUGUGCCAUUUUUCAACCAAAUAUUGUCGGUUAUUGUCGGUUGUCAAGAGGGCGCUAUUUUCAUAUAGCUGCAAUUUGAAAUCGACCUCAUUGACAACCGACAAUGUGGUACCUUUUGGUUGGAAACGUCACAUUUAGUUAACCAUAUUUACUCCAAACAGAAGAAUAUCAAUAUAUUAUUAUGUUAGUGAAUGUAAACAGAAACGGAACUCUAUUUAGAUCUUGCUCGGUUGCAAUCACGUUCGAGUUAUGUAUGCUUUAACUUAAGUACUGACUUUUUGUUUCACUCCAUUAGGCAAAACCAGGGGAUGGUGAUAAUACAGUCUGUAUUUAAUAUUGCCAACAUUAUUGUGCGACUUGACAAAGUCUAUUGCGCUGGAUAGGUCCCUGACCUACAAGAAACAUCUGUACAAGUCUCGCAACGAGAAAUAAUCUUCUCCAUAAACUCUGUGGCACCAGCUUACGCACAUCAGUAUCUCGAAACCCACCCUAUGCUGUAGCGCCAAGCCUAAAUACUUUUAACAUCUCGGGCAGGUGGAAACCUGAAUGGUCUACUGCCACAGCUGAAAAAGACGCUCCGUAUCUCACAGACCCGACGAGAAAACCAAAAGGGUUUCAUCUACCUCGUAAGAUCUGGUGUCGUCUGAAUAGGUUGAGAACCGGUCAUGGCCGCUGUAAUUAUUUUCAACAUAUGUGGGGUUGGAAGCAGUCUCCCCUCUGCGAGUGCGGCGAAGAAGAUCAAACCACUGAGCACAUAUUUCGGCGCUGCCCGCUUCACUCCUAUCCUGGCCCAACUGAGGACCUGGAUCCCCUUACACCCGUCAUAGUUACCUGGCUCAACAACUUCAAAGCUGUACUCUGAUUGCCUAAAUGCAUGCCAUACGAUUAAAUAAUAGUCUAUUGCGAAUAAAAUUAUACUAUGUAGGAAAGGAAAUUAAAAAGAAAUAUAUGUAAGUAUACCUAAGAAGGUAAUCAUUGAAAGUUCCCGAAAUAAUUCCUGGUGAUCUGGAAAAUAUAAAAGGCAAGGGCGGACAGUGCAGAUGGUCAGAGCUUCUGCGUAAGAUAAUAGUUACGUAGGAGAUUAGUAGGUCUAGGCAAUACGUUCCUAAGGGGGUCUUAGUGAUCCACAGCAGAACCAGACCCGACUCACGUUGCUGGUAAAAUGAUCGUGACAACUAAAGUUUUAGAAUGACAAUCACGUGCCGGAAAACGCCACGGAUGAUGACAAGAUGAAGAGACAAUGUGAUGGCGCGAGAAUACGCUUGAUGAUGCCGGCAUAAUUAAGGUACUUUCAAAGUAAACUAUGGCAAGACUCGCAGUUUACAUUCUAAUGAUAAUAGGUAAAGAGUUUAGUGUUCGCUUAGCGCGUAUUAUCUUCUACUAGCUGUGCUACCUUGCGAGAGUUGCGAGUGACACCCUUCGCACGCGUAUGCAUGAUUGCAUGCACCGUCUAGUGAAGGAGGUCAGUAUUAUUAAAUAAAUAAACUACCGUAAUGUCUAUACAUUACAACGUUUUGCGUGUGGUUUAAUAGUUUACAUUGCUGUAGGUAUAAUUCUCUAAGGUGAAAUGCAGUUAGGUUAUCAUACUCAUGAUAACAGGUAGAGCUUUUUACGUUCUUAUUUUCGUAAGUGUUUGUUAUUUCGUUAGCAAGAUGGCUCCUUAGGUUAAAGGUACGUAGAUAAUAACACAAUUUAGGUUCCGAAACAACCAGUACUAUUGUACUUAGUUGCUAAUAUGACGAACCUAAUGAAGUUGUUUUUUUGAAAUACAAUUUUUUUUCUAUUGUUUUUAAGGACCUUAGUUACAAAGGUAUACAUAGCUAUCUUCAGCGGUGAAAUUAGAUGUCUUAAAGAAUCAUACACGCACACGUAGGUUACUACUAACUACCUACUACUUAGGUUACUACUUCAAGAAUUUGUCACAAAGUCGGAGCGGUCAAACCCGAUAAGUCGAGUAGAUAAUUAGAUAUAUAGAUUUUUGAAAUAAGUAUAGCCACCAUCAAUUCUCUAAUAGCCUUACAAAAAUAGAUAAGUCUCUAUAUGUAAAUACAAUAAUAUUACUGUGGCAGUUACUUUUGAACGCGGCGGCUUUUGUUAUGGCGGAAGAUACCUACACUACAAUGGUGCGUUGUUCAUAUGCAAAUUUUGACGCUCAGCUGACUGUACUACACGUGACGUAGAAGUUAUCUCGAUUUAUGGGGGAUUAGAUGACUCCUCGAAUUUAUUUGGUACUUAAGAGACUAACGGCGACUGUUGUUUAAAUGUAAGAAAAAUAAAAACAAGUAGGGAGCAAUUGCCAACCAAGGAAUAAAAAUGUAAGAUGGCUUAUAUAUUGGUGUUUCUUAUUCGUAGUUAUG
Molecule: messenger RNA, 3202 nt
Organism: Cydia strobilella
Lineage: Eukaryota; Metazoa; Arthropoda; Insecta; Lepidoptera; Tortricidae
Gene: RabX4
Product: ras-related protein Rab-8A
Exons: 5
Coding region: 68-682 (204 amino acids)
Molecular function (GO): GTPase activity; GTP binding
Source: RefSeq, a predicted model, not a curated record